UGGACAGGUGCUUGUCAACUACCAUAACAGCCGACAAAAACUACUGCUACUAGUUUUUUGUAUGGAUAAAAGUUAUGAGCACUUACUGUCAAUGAAUUGCAUUACAUGUGGAAAAAAUAAUGAAAAAAUAAAUAAAUUUGCAGUGAAGCAUUACACCUGAGGCUGAGCUGACAGUGACAGUGUGUAUAACUUUCAUUCUGUUAUUAUUCUAUAACCUUAGAACUAAGAAUGUCAGAUAUUGUGAUGCCAAGUGAUGAGAUGAUGAGACACACUUCAAUGUCAAUGUCUAGUGUAUCAUGGUUUGAGUUUCUGUUGGAUGAGCAUAAACUGGAUAAUCAUUUGCAACAACAAAACCCAGAUCCCUCACCUUGUCAGUUGAUUAUCCAGUUUUUACAGCAAGCAGAGGCUCAUUUAGCAGCCAGCACUGCCCUGGUCAGGGAAAUACCAACUACACCUAAUGGUCAGAAUGAUUCCAGGUCUGAAGAUGGAAAUAUGCAUGACAAAUUAGUUGUAAAAGAAAGCAAAAAAGUAAUAGCACUGAAAUUACUGGCAUUGAAAGUAGCAGCCCACUUAAACUGGAAUCUCAAUAUUCUUCUCAAAAAUAUACCAGUAGCAUUACUACAGAUCCUUCUGAAUGAGCUGAUGAGGUUAACAGUUGAUGGUGACAUUGAAGAGAUUAAGUCCACAGUAUCAGAUUAUAACAGUAUCAGUGAAGAAACUCUCUUCUCAUUACAACUCUUUCAUAGAUGGGCAUUACUAGCAGUGGUAAGAGACAGCUUUCCUAGGAGACCAAUCAAAUCAUUUGUUCAAGUUCAAGGCCAGGUAGACCCUGCUAUAGCAUACCAUGCUUUGAAUGAAAUCAUAAUGAGAAAUCUCAGAGAGUCUACUGCAGUCUCAAUAGAGAAUUUAGAGAAGUGUAUACAAUGUGGGCGUGUCCUAAAAUUGCCUGUCUCCAAAUGUUUUCCCGUACUAAGUGAUAACACUGAGGAUUUUAGUUUGAUAUGGGAUAACUGUGCAACAGUAACUCCACAAGAAUAUCACUGUCAGUUAUACUAUGAUUUAGGAACAUUUUUCUUCUACCAGGAGGCUUAUACACAAGCAUACACAAUGUUUAAACACACUUCAGAUCUUAUAAUACAGGUAGAUGAUCCAGUGUUUAUCAAUGUUGAUAAUGCCAGGUUAAAGGGAUAUCAUCAUGGUUGCCAGAGUUUACAAGGUGUUACUCAACAAGAACCUCCUGAAAAAGUUACAUUGUAUGAAAAGUCAGAGGCUUGUCGGAGAAAUGGUUUCAAGGGUAUAGUUGAUGUAUUAAUAGAAGACAACUUACGACAGGAACUAACUAUGAUAUACAGAAGUGAAUUAGAAGAUGAAAUAGGAACAAAAGGAGAUGGUUUAAGUGAGGUAUAUGUACAAGUCAGUAUAUGUAAUGUAGUGAGAGGUGUGAUGGAGGGCAAAGCUUUAGUUUCCCUGUUAGCAGAUGUUAUAGAAGAUGCUGAUCCACAAACUAUAGAAUUCCUCAUCUUAGUUUUAGGGAGAGCAUUACAUGGUGCCUCUUUUAGCCAGAAAUCAAAUCUGAAAUGUUUUGUGUGGCAUUUAAUGGACCUUUCUGCUGCAGCAUCACAUUUUAAUCAUGCCAUAAUGAAUGGAGAUUUUAAGAAACAUUUUAAUGAACAGGAGAUAAUGGAAAUGAGUGUUUAUAUCAGGGAACCAGAAUUAAGUUAUGCGGACUCUUUUGAUGAUGCUACCCUUACAUGUAGUAGUUUUCCUUCCAGUAGAGAUUCCUCUGUAUCAUUAAGUAACCCUGAACAACAGUUGAUGUACUCAUACGACCCUGACAUAAUACGCCAUGUUGUAUCUGAUCUGUGUACCAAACUUGGCAGGUCACCAGCCUAUGUCAUGUCACUGAAUGAAAAGUGGAAGGUUCCAAGAGAAAUGCACCAAGUCAUAUAUAAUUUGACAUCUAGUCCUGAUCAAGCCUAUAUUUACCUCCUUGUGGGAAAAGCUUGCCACUUGAUGGACGUUAGGAUAUAUGAAAGAGCUAGACAGUUGCUGAUGGUGGCUGACCGUGUUGUAGCAGAGUUAUCCUACACAUUAUCUAAACACAUACGAUGGUAUACACUGCUAGCUGAUCUACAACAAUACAAUAUGAAUGAGUCACUUGGAGAAAAUUCAACAUUACAAGAUCUUAUCAAGAAAACUAAAACUUGUAUAACUUCUGUUAGAUUAGGACAAGAUAUCCAACCUAGUCAUAAUAUAAUACAACACUGUGCUGCCUUCCUGAUGAACAUUAGAGAUAUAGGAUACCUCAGUAAUAUGGACCAAAGUGGAAGUGGACAUAUAGAGUUUUGUAGACAAGUAGCCUGUAUGUUGAAAGAAUUACCAUCUGUUAAAUCUGUUAGGAAACUGUCCAGAGAAAUAUGGGACACAGUGAGGAAUAUUUACACAAUAGGAAGUCAGAGGAUAAGUAGUAGUGGUCGUCACAGUGCAAUACACAGAGAUCCAACCAUAGCUAUAAUGGCUGUUGAAGCUUUUCAAACAUUCCUCACAAAGUUCAAGGAUCCUUCCUGUAUUUCUGUAUUAAUUUCCUGCUUCACCAAGUAUUAUAAUCUUCUCAGGGAUGACAUUUCAUGUGAAAUCUACAGUGAAUAUGUACAGUUUUGGCCCACUGUUGUCAACAAUCCCAAUACAUUAAAUGUCCGAGCCAUAGAAGAGAGUCUUUCCAUUUUGAUGCAGCAUGCACUAGUUACCAACCCUUCACAGCCAUCCUGGCUUAGGACACAGGCAGAUAUACACUUUGCAAAUAAUCAAUAUUCCCCGGCCAUGAAGUUUUAUAUGGAGUCUGGAGUUGUAGCAUCAGAUUUCUUUUCAAUAGCUGUACCUAAAAGUUUAUAUGAUGAUCAGGUAUACAAAAGAAUGAUCAAGUGUUGUUUGUAUCUACAGUGCCAUACACAGGUAGCAGUAUUAUGUCAGUUUACAGAUGAAGUGGAUUAUACUACAGCCUUUAAGGCUUUACAGGAAAGGAACUCAUACGAUGCCAUGGACUCAUAUUAUUCCUGUAUUUGGGAUAUCAGUAUAUUAGAGUUUCUAGUCCAUUUACAUACAAGAAGAGGAGAAAUGGACAAAAGGCAGACAGCUAUGAAAGCAUUGAGCCAGUUAGACCUGAACAGCAAUAAUCCUGAUGACAUAAUACAGAGAGCAUUACAGAUUAGAAAAAGGAAAUUCUUAAGGGCACUUGCAAAACAGUACCUGUGAUUCCAUUCAUACAAUUAAUCUAUAAUAUUAGUGAUUGUUAAAAAAGGAAAAGUGCUAAUUUAAAAGUUUUAAAACUGAUUAAGUUUGGUUAUUUUAACUAACAAAAUAUGUCAAUAUUUUUACUGUGCCCAUCGAUGAGGCUUAGGCUUUGUCACAAUUCAGUGAGCUAAUGCACUUAUUUUAGUUGGUUUAAAUUCAUGUCUUCAAACUGGCUAAAGAAAAUCCUCUUGGAUAAAAGCUGUCGGAAGAUCAAGUAGAAGAAUAAAGAUCAAGUAGAAGAAUAAAAUAUUCAUUAGUUGUCAUAAUUAGAAGCACAUUCUUCUGCACAGCAGUAACAUGGCCAGGAUCAAUUCACAACAUAUAUGCAUUAAGUUAUUACAUUUGAAAUGUGCAAUUUGAUUUGAAUUUCUGUAACCAUGUUUUGUGCUAUGAAGUAUUACCUAUGUAAUAUGUGAUCACAUUGAUCGGUUUUGUAUUUUUGUUUGUAUGAAGCCAACAGAAUGAUAAUUUCAUUGUCUCAUAUCAUAUCAUUUAUCGGUAGUGUAAUUGAAAAAAAUAAAUGUAUUUUUUUACUUCCAAUAAGUUAGCACUAUGUUUGUUUCUUACCUUUUGAAAGUAGAUUGUUUUUAAGAAGUAUCAGUAGUGGUUAGAGGUUUUGUUGUUUUCUAUACAAACAAGUGGUGUUUGUAUAAAAACAUAUUCGUAAAAUCAAAAAUUAUUAUGUUUUAUACACGCCUUUCAUUAUCAAUAAGUGUUUCAUCAUUUUGUGUAAGUAUCAAUUAACUGAUAUUGUACCUUCAUUUUCAUUUUCUUAUUUUAAGAUAGAAACAACUGAAUGGUCAUUUUAUAUAUUGUUUAACUGAAAGAGAGGUGUUAAUGUUGGUGUCAAAUCUGUUGUGGUUAAGUUUUACAUGUACAAUUAUUAUAGAACAAAUUAUAAUAACGCAUUAAUUAUUAUGGAAAAAAGUUGAAAUUACAUUUAUUUAAAGGAAUUUGAAGUGCCCCUAGAAAAGAAUCUCGGACAGAAAUCAAAAUAUAUUUAUUUAUUUUUUUAAAACAUAGCCAUAGAGGUUUAUUGUGUAGUAUUUUUUUAACUUCUAGUUAGGUUCCUGGCUCUAAGUCAAACAUGAAAAUGUCAUGGGUUACAUCUGUGUCGGUCUUUGUGUCAUGGCUCUAAGUCAAACAUAGAGAUGUCAUGGGUUACAUCUGUGUUGGUCUUUGUGACAUGGAUCCAAGUCAAACAAGGAGAUGUCAUGGGUUACAUCUGUGUCAAUCUUUGUGUCAUGGCUCUAAGUCAAACAAGGAGAUGUCAUGGGUUACAUCUGUGUCAGUCUUUGUGUCAUGGAUCCAAGUCAAACAUGGAGAUGUCAUUGGUUACAUCUGUGACUGUCUUUGUUUCAUGGAUCCAAGUCAAACAUGGAGAUGUCAUGGGUUACAUAUGUGUCUGUCUUUGUGUCAUGGAUCCAAGUCAAACAUAGAGAUGUCAUGGAUUACAUCUGUGUCGGUCUUUGUGUCAUGGCUCUAAGUCAAACAUGGAGAUGUCAUGGGUUACAUCUGUGUCAGUCUUUGUGUCAUGGCUCUAAGUCAAACUGGAGAUGUCAUGGCUAAAGUCACUGUAAGUCAGUUUUAUGUUUGUUACAGAUACUGCACAUAACUUUGUUUUGAAAGUAUAUAUAGCAUCAAAUUAGAUCCGUGUUUAACCAGUGUCUGUUGUGACCUUAAUUGUAAAAACCACAAAUUAAGUAUUUGGAGUUGUUUUUUAAUGCCUAGCUAAUAUCAAAUACCUCUGAUGUGCUGAAAUUUCAUGUUAAUACAUAUUUUGUUCUAUAGGA
Mytilus trossulus (common blue mussel) is the source of this 5084-nucleotide messenger RNA. RefSeq names its product integrator complex subunit 8-like. The record is from RefSeq and is a predicted model, not a curated record. Gene Ontology annotation, cellular component: integrator complex. The transcript has 27 exons. Gene Ontology annotation, biological process: snRNA 3'-end processing. Bases 229 to 3252 code for a protein of 1007 amino acids. NCBI's taxonomy places the organism in Eukaryota, Metazoa, Mollusca, Bivalvia, Mytilida, Mytilidae.